AUGGGUCAAACCCUCUCGGAGCCUGUUGUCGAAAAGACUUCCGACAAGGGCGAGGAUGACAGACUCGUCUACGGCGUCUCCGCCAUGCAGGGCUGGCGUAUCAGCAUGGAAGAUUCUCACACCACCGUGCUUGACCUCGCCGCCGGCGCCAACCUCGAUCCCAAGAUUCACUCCUCCAAGCUAUCCUUUUUCGGCGUUUUCGACGGUCACGGCGGGAGUACGGUAGCGUUAUUUGCGGGCGAGAACAUUCAUAAUAUUAUUCUUAAGCAGGAUACCUUCAAAGCCGGUGAUUAUGCGCAGGGACUGAAGGAUGGUUUCCUCGCCACUGACAGAGCCAUCCUCAACGACCCCAAAUACGAGGACGAAGUUUCCGGCUGUACAGCAUGUGUCAGUUUGAUUGCUGGAAACAAGCUAUACGUCGCCAACGCCGGUGACUCACGGGGUGUACUGGGCAUCAAAGGCCGGGCAAAGCCCAUGUCACAGGAUCAUAAGCCUCAGCUUGAAAACGAGAAGAAUCGAAUUACCGCCGCUGGUGGUUUCGUUGAUUUUGGACGUGUCAACGGCAACUUGGCCCUGUCACGCGCCAUUGGUGACUUUGAAUUCAAGAAGAGUGCUGAGCUCCCCCCGGAGCAGCAAAUUGUCACCGCCUUCCCCGAUGUUGAAGAACACGAACUUACCGACGAGGACGAAUUUUUGGUCCUUGCUUGUGAUGGUAUCUGGGAUUGUCAGUCUUCACAGGCCGUUGUCGAGUUCGUCAGACGUGGCAUUGCCGCAAAGCAGGAUCUGGAAAAGAUCUGUGAGAACAUGAUGGACAACUGCCUGGCAUCCAACUCGGAAACGGGCGGUGUCGGCUGCGACAACAUGACCAUGUCCAUCAUUGGUUUCCUCAACGGCAAAACCAAGGAGCAAUGGUACGAGGAGAUCGCCAAGCGAGUCGCAAACGGAGACGGCCCUUGCGCUCCCCCCGAAUAUGCUGAGUUCCGUGGUCCUGGAGUCCACCACAACUACGAGGAUAGUGACAGUGGUUAUGAGAUGGAUGCAGAGAACAAGGGCAAAAGCCUCGGAGUUGGUGGGUUACGAGGCCGAAUUAUUUUUCUCGGCGAUGGCACAGAGGUUCUCACCGAUUCAGAUGAUACCGAAAUGUUCGAUAACGCCGACGAAGAUAAAGACCUCGAGAGUCAAGUGUCCAAGAAUAGCAAUCCGACGUCAAGCGAGAAGCAAGAUACGACGUCGUCCUCCGCUGACUCCGCAGCCACCGAAUCGAAACAAGAAACAGAAUCGCAGUCAAAGAGCAACGAGUCCACUUCAGCCGCUGCACCGGAGCAGUCGAAAGAGCAGAAAGAAACGAAAACCGAAUCGACCUCCGACGAUAGUAAGAAGGAAUAG
Pochonia chlamydosporia 170 is the source of this 1386-nucleotide messenger RNA. RefSeq names its product protein phosphatase 2C. The transcript is spliced from 7 exons. Lineage: Eukaryota; Fungi; Ascomycota; Sordariomycetes; Hypocreales; Clavicipitaceae. The coding region runs from base 1 to 1386 and encodes 461 amino acids. Gene Ontology annotation, biological process: protein dephosphorylation. The record is from RefSeq and is a predicted model, not a curated record. Gene Ontology annotation, molecular function: cation binding; protein serine/threonine phosphatase activity.